Penicillium chermesinum is the source of this 1650-nucleotide messenger RNA. Its product is annotated as carbohydrate-binding module family 48 protein. Gene Ontology annotation, cellular component: cytoplasm; nucleus; nucleotide-activated protein kinase complex. The record is from RefSeq and is a predicted model, not a curated record. Gene Ontology annotation, molecular function: protein kinase binding. The coding region runs from base 1 to 1650 and encodes 549 amino acids. Gene Ontology annotation, biological process: signal transduction. The transcript has 2 exons. NCBI's taxonomy places the organism in Eukaryota, Fungi, Ascomycota, Eurotiomycetes, Eurotiales, Aspergillaceae.
AUGGUGAGUCCAUGCCGCUCAAUUGCGGAUGUGCAUGCUGUAGAGCUCCCCCCGGGCGCAGCUGCCUGCGGAGAGUUCGAGUCCUUCCCACCUCCCAUUCAGUGGCACAGACUCUCGCCUUGGAUUGGUUCGCUGACUGGACGGUUCCUCGCAUUUGCAUCUAGGCCCGAAACUGCCAGCGAGGUGUUCGUAACAGGCACCUUCGACGAUUGGGGUAAGACGGUGAAAUUAGACCGAGUGGGCGACGUCUUCGAAAAAGAAGUCACUCUUCCUGUAGAGAAGACACAGUACAAGUUUGUUGUUGACGGCGUCUGGACUACCGAUAAGAAAGUGCGUCAAGAAAGUGACGGCCAUAACAAUAUCAACAACGUCCUGCUGCCAGAGGAGAUCACUCCCGUAUCCGAAACCUCCGGUUCCACCCCUGCUAUGUCUGGCGUCACUCCUGACUCCACCACCGCCACUCUGGCCGCCGAUGUUCCUAAAGAACAACCCAACGGCAACCUCCCCGGAGCCUUCCCCGAGACGCCUGCACAAGAGACUGAGAAGGCCUUCUCUGUGAACCCAAUCCCCGCUUCAGAGGGCAUCGGCAACCCCAUCCAGUUGCAGCCUGGCGAGAAGGUUCCAGAUCCCAGCACGAUCCACAACAACACCAUUGACUCGACCGUUAAGCUCGACAAGGAGUCUUACGAGAAACCCGAUAGCGUCCCCUUUACCGGUGCCGGUGCCCAGAACGAGAGCCCCGAUUCAAGUGCCUUCAACGUACCUCCUGUCUCGAAGAACACCAUUCCCGAGUCAAGCUUACCUAUCGGCGGACCUGCGCAGCAGGCCGCUGCGGCUGACCCCGGCUACAUGAUUCAGUCCGCUGCUCCCACUUCUACUACGGCCGCCCUGGCUGCGGAGGUCCCUCUGGAGAAGGAUAAGCAGGCCAGCGACGCUACUAUCCAAUCUGCAGCACCUACCUCCACCGCCACCGAUCUGGCUUCCGAAGUCCCACUGGAGAAGAAGAAGGAUGAAGAGGAGCAGCAGUUCUCUAUUCAGCCUGCGCCCUCUGAGCCCCCGGUAACGGAGAGCAAGGAGACAAACAAUGCAACUAUCCAAUCCGCAGCUCCCACCUCUACCACUGCAGCCUUAGCCGCUGCCGUGCCUCUUGAGAAAGACAAGAAAGAAAAUGGCACUGAGCCCGUGAGCGAUGUACCUGAGGUGGUUAAAGAGUCACUUGCUGAGGCCCAUCAAGACCCCGAGGCCGCAGCCAACAAGGAAGCCGUUGAGGAGAAGAAGGACGUGGAGCAAGAGCUCCAGAAAACAGUCGGUCUAGAUGAAUCCCAGGGUGCUCCUGCACCCACCGUCACUGCGGCCACCUCCGCCAUUGCUCCCGGGGUUGCUGCUAACACUGGCUUUGACUCUGCCAAUGUUUCCCCCACCUCAAGCCCUCCUCCUGGUCGUGCGGCCCCGACCUCAGCCCCUCCCCCUGCCGAAUCUAAAGACAUUCCCGCUUCAACCGAGUCUAAUGGCCCGGCUGUGACCACCGGCGUGACUACCGGCAACACCGCCGAGGUUACCACCCCUAAGCCCGCCGAGUCCCACAAGGAUGAGAAAAAGAAGAAGCGUCUGAGCGGGUUCUUCAGUAAGCUGAAGGAAAAGCUCAAGUAG